Molecule: messenger RNA, 1437 nt
Organism: Laccaria bicolor S238N-H82
Lineage: Eukaryota; Fungi; Basidiomycota; Agaricomycetes; Agaricales; Hydnangiaceae
Exons: 2
Coding region: 1-1437 (478 amino acids)
Source: RefSeq, a predicted model, not a curated record
AUGGGUAUGGACGAUACUAGACCCGUAAAGAAGUUCAAAAACUCAGAAACGCCUCUGGAAGAAGAACGGGUAAAACUAGAAGCGAAAGUCAUAGAGCUCGACGAUCUUAUCAAGGCACACCUUGACUGUAUGGCUGACCUAACGAACCGAAGCGUGUUGGUCAAGCGCCAGUUGAAUGCCCAAGUAGCGUUCGCCCGUCUUCCAAUCGAGGUCGUAACAAUCAUCUUCCACCUCGCUUGCAGCGCGGAUUAUGAGCCUUUUUCUCCGCUGCGCAUUGGGAGCAUCUGUCACCACUGGCGCACCAUAGCUUGGUCUGCAUCUGAACUCUGGAGCUCCGUUACGGUGGGCUUGGAAGUCUCAAGGGAGGCUACGAAAAAGCAGGAAGACCUCCUCAGUGGUUGGCUAUUGCGGGCAAGGAAACGACCAUUGUCCAUCACUAUCGCAAUUCGCGAAGAACACGACCCGCGGUGGGAUGAUCCCCCAGCUGAUAACUCGGUCCUCUCUUUGUUGCUUGCGCACUCCGGACAAUGGCGCUCUGCUGAUAUCGACAUUCCAAGCACAUUGUUGCACCUUCUGCCCGACUGGCUUAACGCGCCUAUUCUUGCACGUCUCACGCUUAGAUGCGAUCUCGAAAGUUACUCAGACUCUCCAGUAAUUGUGCAUGCACCUCGGCUUCAUUCGCUCAUUCUGGUUGGUUUAUAUCAAAUGCAGCCAGCGACGCUUCCCUGGGACCAGGUGAGAACCCUUCAUAUCGAAGGAUAUGGCAUGCAGGACUUCCUGGACACUCUCAAGCGAUGCUCAAGCCUUGUGAAUCUCGUGCUGAACGAGCAAGACUGUAUAGAACACGAGCCUACUACUACACCGCUUACGGUCGUCAAGCUCGACAGCCUUAAAUCGCUUCAUGUCAAUGCUCUCGACGAAAACUGUUUGAUGUUGGACAGGCUAUCUACACCCCACCUCGAGGACUUGGACGUGUUUUUCCCUGAGAUCAGCCAAGGUUCUUUCAAGUCCUUCCGUACCCUCGUCUUCCGCUCGAGCUGUGCGGAAACUAUAACGCGCUUCUCCUUCAUCGGCUACAUAUUCUCGGAGGAAGAAAUGGUGUCGUUUCUUUUGGGAUUACCAUGUCUUUCCGAGCUGGUUCUGUACAACUCCAAGCACGCCCCUCCGUUCUCCACAACAUUCAUUGAUGCGCUACAUUCACGCGACUCGGAGAGUUUCCUUCUGCCAAACCUCAAGCGCAUCCACUACACCGGCCCAAUCACGCUCGAUAGUGAUAAAUUAUUGGCUAUGCUCGAUGCAAGAUAUACCAAUGCCAGUAAAGUUGCUAAACUCGAAGCGGUCUCAAUCCACAGCUACGAUCAAGUUGUCAAGAAAAUUUCGGACUUACCCCAUGUGCGGAUGUUGCGGGCACAAGGACUGGUGGUGGAUGUUGAGUAG